AUGGCCCUGGUGAACCUCUUGCUCUGUUGCUACAAAGAGGUCCCAGCAGUCCUCUCCUUUGCCAGCACCAGUGUUUUUGGUGAGAGGGGGUACCGCAUCGUCCUCUACACGUAUCACAUGCUGAGGCUGAUCAGCAUCUGGUCUGUGGAGAAUCUAAGUUUCCUCCACUUGAUAAAGAUCCACAGACCUAACCAUCCCUGGUCCAAGUUCAUCUACAGGCACCAAGGGCAGUAUGUGAACAGCAUCCUUGCUGGCUGCUGGAUCUUCAGCAUCGUCUUCCAAUUGCCCUACCUUCAGUACAACACAACAGCAGAGAGCAUAAGUAAUGAAACCAUUGCAUGCUUGGCUACCAGCACUCGCUUAAGUUCUCCAGGGAGUUUCACCAUGAAGUUCACCACCUACGCAUCCAUCACCCUGGAUCUCAUCUUCAUCAUCCUUGUGAUAGUCCUGAAUGGAUUCAUCAUUGACCUCCUCUGGAGGCAAAGGAGAAAGACAAGGGCUGCCUCCACCACAGGGAGCACCUGGAACAAGCACACGGCUCAGGCGACCAAAAUCUUGCUCUCGCUGCUCUCCGUUUACGUUGUCUGCUGGCUCUCCAACAACAUCACCUGGAUUGCUCUUGUUUCAGGACUCCUUAAGCACAACUUUGAGAACAGCAUCCUCAGAGGUUGCUACGGAGUGCUGUCCUGCAUCGAUUACUCAUCCAGUUCCUAUGUCAUCGUGUUUGGCUACAAGAAAGUCAGACAAUACCUCACUGAAGCCUGCUGGUGCCUGAGAUGUGAGAAGCCUACCAUUGUCCAGAGCACGGAGGUGUAA
Gymnogyps californianus (California condor) is the source of this 816-nucleotide messenger RNA. RefSeq names its product vomeronasal type-1 receptor 92-like. The coding region runs from base 1 to 816 and encodes 271 amino acids. NCBI's taxonomy places the organism in Eukaryota, Metazoa, Chordata, Aves, Accipitriformes, Cathartidae. The record is from RefSeq and is a predicted model, not a curated record. Gene Ontology annotation, molecular function: G protein-coupled receptor activity. Gene Ontology annotation, cellular component: membrane. The transcript has a single exon. Gene Ontology annotation, biological process: G protein-coupled receptor signaling pathway.